This is a messenger RNA of Paralichthys olivaceus (Japanese flounder), 564 nucleotides long. Its product is annotated as guanylyl cyclase-activating protein 2-like. Gene Ontology annotation, molecular function: calcium ion binding; calcium sensitive guanylate cyclase activator activity. Gene Ontology annotation, cellular component: photoreceptor inner segment; cone photoreceptor outer segment. The record is from RefSeq and is a predicted model, not a curated record. Gene Ontology annotation, biological process: visual perception. NCBI's taxonomy places the organism in Eukaryota, Metazoa, Chordata, Actinopteri, Pleuronectiformes, Paralichthyidae.
AUGGGGCAGGAGGGGAGUCACAGCGAGGCCCUGGAUUUGGCAGAAAUUCAGGAUCUGUGCAUCGUUUACAUGAGGGAGUGUCCGAGCGGAGCCCUGCACCUCCACGAGCUGAAGAGGAUAUUCGGAGUACCGAGCAGCUCUGCAGAGGAGUCCCUCUACAUCGAGACGGUGUUUCACUCCUUUGACACAAACAAGGAUAAUACGCUCGAUUUCCUCGAGUACGUGGCGGCACUUCAUCUGAUCUUCAGGGGAAAUCUGGAGGACCGACUCAAAUGGUCGUUCAAGAUGUACGACAAGGACGGAAACGGCAAGUUGGACCGGCAGGAGGUGAAACGCAUCAUACGGAUUAUUUAUAAAAUCAAGCUGCAGACGAGUGACGUCAGUUUGACCCCGACUGAAAUCUGUGACAGGAUCUUUGACCUGGUCGACCAGAACCACGACGGUCAGAUCACGUUGUCCGAGUUCAUGGAGGGAGCUCAGAAAGACGAGUGGGUCAUGAACAUGCUGAAGCUCGACGUAAACGCCACCGGCUGGGUCAUCCAGAACCGCGGGAAAGUACCGUGA